AUGUUUGAAGUAGCUAGUUUGAUAACUAGUUCACCGACUAUUCUGACUAUGGAACAAUUUGGCAGAAUGAGAAUAGAAUGGUAUCAAAUCGUGCCUCAUGGGACACUUCCACGUACUGCCGAUCCUCAGAUUCUCUUAACCAGCUCAUUUCCGGGUGAUUUCCCGCCAAUGAAGACCAUGGUUUUUUAUAAGUACGGAGUGCUUAUGGGAAGCAUACUCAACCUUCAAGUAUCCGAUGAAGUCAGAGUCGACUUGCAAGCAUUCCAAAAUCUUCACAUCCCCAACCUUGGCGGAAGUCGUAUGGAGAAGUUCCUGUUGUGGGGUGAUUAUGGCCUUCAUAGUACCCAGCUUCGUCAUCAAUGUCGGGGCUAUAACCAACAUCCUAUGCAGAUCUGGGUUGAAUCAAAACCUGAGAAGAAAUUGGAGAAUAUGGUUCUGUGGUUAGCCGAUCAAAUCUGUCUGGUGGACAUACAGGGUACAUUUGGGCUCAUAUCCGGCCUAUUAAAUGGUGUCAGCUAUCUGCACUCUAAUACUCAGUGGCGUUAA
Molecule: messenger RNA, 546 nt
Organism: Nannizzia gypsea CBS 118893
Lineage: Eukaryota; Fungi; Ascomycota; Eurotiomycetes; Onygenales; Arthrodermataceae
Exons: 6
Coding region: 1-546 (181 amino acids)
Source: RefSeq, a predicted model, not a curated record